Schizophyllum commune H4-8 is the source of this 276-nucleotide messenger RNA. RefSeq lists its product as uncharacterized. The record is from RefSeq and is a predicted model, not a curated record. Gene Ontology annotation, cellular component: chromosome. Gene Ontology annotation, biological process: chromosome organization. The coding region runs from base 1 to 276 and encodes 91 amino acids. Gene Ontology annotation, molecular function: protein binding; ATP binding. The transcript is spliced from 2 exons. NCBI's taxonomy places the organism in Eukaryota, Fungi, Basidiomycota, Agaricomycetes, Agaricales, Schizophyllaceae.
AUGCUCUACACGCUCGUCACCAUCCCGCUCAUCAACAAACUUGAAAUCAACGAAACACACCUCAAAGCGCUCCAACAAGUUUUCAGCAAAGACCGCAUCCAUCACACGCUCAAGGAUGCCGCCGUGUACGUCAAGGCGCUCGGCAUCACAAUAAUCACCACUGACAGCGACAAGGUUGACCGCAAGGACGCGCUCUUCGAUGGGUACCACGAGCCCGGCGCUUGCGGCUCGACGCGGGAGAGGGUCAAGAACAUGACUACUAUGAUAGACCAGUAA